AUGGCUGGGCAUGCUGGAGGUAUAAAGUGUUGCGCUAUUAGCCAGCAAGCAUCACUUGGACUGCCCACUGCUGCCACUGCGAUGUCUUCAGGACGACUCGGACAGUCUUCUGCACUCUCUGUCUGCGCUCAAGCUAGCAUUGCUGCGACAAACACGCUAUGCACGGGCGAUCAGGACCUGCUAUGGUUGGACGUCGAUCCGUCUGUUUCGCCAUCGGACGAUUGGUUCACCGAGAACUUCCCCGCGCCGCGAGAGGGAUCUCCGUUAGCCAACGUCUUCGGUGGAAGCUGUGUGCAAGAGACGCACACGGGAUAUAAGCAUACUGCCAUUGCCGGCAUAUAUCCGCACAUCGAAAGAUUUAUUCCGAGGUCGUAUUCCCCGUCCCCCGUAUAUCCCUCACGGACUGCCCACUGCUGGGACGUGUCGGCCCAGGAUGUACACAAGAUGUAUGAGGCUACCGACCCUUGGAUCGCUGGUGGUCUGGGCGGUCCUUCAUCGCCCCUGUACUUUGGUUCUCAAGGAUACAACAUGUCGUUGGGUUCAAUGGUGACGUGUUAUGCGCAAGGCACCCCGUACACUGUACACACACCCGCGGCAGCUACGUCUUACCAUCGUGUUCCCUCAACGACAGGCUUCUCCACGGGAGACCUCUCCUGCUCCAGCUCACCAGAGAGCCUGUCGUCCUUCCUUAGUCUCAGUCCCCCCGAUAGCUCCUCGUCCUACUUGUCGUGUUCUCCUUCGUCGUCGUACACGUCGCCGUAUACUCCGAGCAGUUCUGACAUGGGCCGCGAAUUGCCGGCACGUCGUUCAUCAGUACAGAAGACGACACGGAAGACGCCCUACUCUCGCGAUCCGCCGAAUUCUCGACGGCGGACAUCCCACUCAUCAUCAUCAUCCCCGUCCUCGAGCACCGACUCGGAGUCAGUGUCGCCCAGCGGUAAGCGGCGUCUUGCGCCGCCACGCAACAAGCAAGCCGCCGUUGACGUGACUGCUUUCAUCGAUGGGGGCUCAGCGGAAUGCCCGAUAUGCUCUCAUGUUCCUGCAGAGGGCAGUCCUGCUGCACUGCGGCGUCACCUUGAGACGCAUGACUGCACACUGUCCACGAAAGAGUGGGUGUGCUGUGGCGUGCCGGAGGAGUUGGCAGAUGGGUAUAACAUUCAGAAACCUGCGAAGCGAGUGUUGCAUAAAGGUCGGUGGAUGGUAGGAGGAUGUGAGGGUGUGUUCAGUCGGAAGGAUGCGCUACGUCGGCAUGUCAAGGAGCACAAGAAAGGGUGUGCUGGUGAUGUUGUAUAUGGUGAUACUUCAGGGUGGUUUGACAAGCCGUUCGAUGUUUCGAGUGGAUGUCAAGUGGGGACUUGA
This is a messenger RNA of Postia placenta MAD-698-R-SB12, 1359 nucleotides long. RefSeq lists its product as hypothetical. The coding region runs from base 1 to 1359 and encodes 452 amino acids. The transcript is spliced from 3 exons. NCBI's taxonomy places the organism in Eukaryota, Fungi, Basidiomycota, Agaricomycetes, Polyporales, Adustoporiaceae. The record is from RefSeq and is a predicted model, not a curated record.